Mycotypha africana is the source of this 2350-nucleotide messenger RNA. RefSeq names its product major facilitator superfamily domain-containing protein. NCBI's taxonomy places the organism in Eukaryota, Fungi, Mucoromycota, Mucoromycetes, Mucorales, Mycotyphaceae. Gene Ontology annotation, biological process: transmembrane transport. The transcript is spliced from 7 exons. Gene Ontology annotation, molecular function: transmembrane transporter activity. Bases 302 to 2116 code for a protein of 604 amino acids. The record is from RefSeq and is a predicted model, not a curated record.
GUCUUACAGAAAUAUACAUGGCAAAUUUGUAUUGAUUUUACCGGGUUUUAACGAAAAUGAUACCGAUCUUUUUUUAUGAUCAUAUACAGCCACAAAAUCAAAAACACAGAUCUCUUUUGAUAAGAUAAACAGAAAAAAAUCAGAUAACUCGACUGUGUUACAAUUUACGAAAGCAACAACCCCACAUUUGAUAGUUGAACAAGAUCUAUUUCGUUUAACACGAAAUAACAUUAUCCUUUAUUCUUCUCUCGUUCUACUUUUUCUUAAGUCUGUCUUUUUUUAUUUUUGAUUCCUUGGUGCAAUGAAUGCGGACAUCGACGGAAAUGAAAAUCAAUUCAAUUAUCAAACGAUGUCUAUAGACCCUGAAUCGGUUCGUAAGACAGUCGCCAAUAAUGGGAUAGAAAUUGGCGCAAACGAUCAAUUCUAUGGUAUCCAGAAAAUUGUUCUUAUGAAAAAACUGGGCCGUAAAUGGGAUAAAAUUCUUGUCGUUACUGGUAUUGUUUUGGUUGCAUGGGCAAAAAACUGGGAAGGCAAUGUAAUCUACGCUGCAUCGCCAUAUGUUUACAGUGCAUUCAAUGCCCUCAAUCUUGCGUCUCUGGUCACUGUUAUUUUGUACAUUAUUCAGACUGUGUUAUUGCCCAUGUAUGCAAAGUUCUCUGAUAUGAUCGGUAGAACAGAAGCUAUUACAAUCGCCAUCUUCUUUUAUAUAAUCUCUGGUAUAGUUCAAACUGCAGCCCUUAACUUCAAUACCAUUAUCGGUGGGCAAGUUUUAUAUGCAUUCGGAAAUGGAGGAGUUGCUGUGCUUGGACAUGUCCUCAUUGCCGAUAUCACAUCGGCUGCUAAUCGCGGUGUUUUCCAGGCUUUUUACGACUUUCCUGCUAUAGUGAACAUUUUUGUUGCUCCUAUUGUUGGUGAAGCUAUAGUAACACAUAGUACUUGGAGAUGGGCUUAUGCUAUGAUACCAUUCUGUAUCGGUGCAACUGCUGUUCCUCUCUUAUGGGGUAUGCUUAGACUUGAAAAAGCAGUAAAGAAGUCAGGACAAUUGUCAAAGAAAAAUAAUUCCCAAUACCAAAGUAUGUCAUUCCUACAAAAGGUCACAUUCAUUGCUUCUGAAAUUGAUGCUGUAGGUAGUAUCUUAUUUAUUGGUGCUCUUUGUAUGAUUUUACUACCACUUGUUCUUGGCCCCUCUAAUUGGGGCGGCUGGAACUCUCCACCCACUGUUGGUUGCCUGGUUGGUGGUUUUGUAUGUGCCCUUGUCUUUGUUGUUUACGAAUGGAAGGUUGCCAAGCACGCCGUCAUCCCCGUAGGUAAUUGGAGUACAUCGACACCCAUUGCAGGUGUGAUGGUCUGCGCUUGCAUUAGUACUAUUCGUGCUACUAAUUGGACUUACUUUCCCAUCUACCUUCAAGUCACUCGAUAUGCCUCUAUCUGGGAGUCGAACUAUAUCAACGAUGGUUAUCAUUGUACAUUUUUACUUUCUCAAUUAGCUGGAGGUUUCAUUAUGAAGCGUUAUAAAAUUUACAGGCCUGUUGUACUUGCUGGCAUUUGCUUUUAUAUUUUCGGUAUGGGUCUUAUGAUUCCUUCACGUUACCCUACCUCUCCCAUUGGUUUUGUUAUCAUUUCUCAGAUAAUUGCUGGUCUUGGUUCUGGCUUUAUUUAUGUUCCUUGUUUAGUAGCUUGUCAAAGUUCUGUACCUGCUCGCGACCUUGCUAUCAUCACUGCCUUACAACAGAUCGGCGGUACAAUUGCUACAAGUAUUGGUUCUGCAAUUUCAGGUGCUAUUUGGAAUGCUCUUUUACCUGGUCAACUCGCAGCCCACGUUCGUGGUGAAUAUGACGCAGCAAGAAUUCUUGGUGACAUCACUUACAUUAAUUCCCUUCCUAAAGAACAGCAUGAUGGUGCCUCUAUUGCUUAUGGUGAGGUACAAAGAAUUCUCUCUAUUGUCUCGCUUUGUUUGUCUGUGCUUGCUCUUUGCUUUUUCUUUCGUAUGAAAGCCUUCGGCUUGAGUGACCAUGAUCAACAUGAAGAUCAUUCUGUUGAGGAUAUCAAUGAGGGGGUUUCUGAUACGAAUGCAUUACGAAAGGAGCAACUGUCUCUAACUGAUGGCCUUGACUAGUGAUGGUAAUUGAUAAUCCUUCUCCUCACCUUUUUUUCCUUCUUUUUGUUUUCACUAUACAACCUUACAAUGUUAAUCCACAUAUUUUCUAUUAAGACAUGCUCUUCCUUAAAAAGCUAUUUGAACUGAUCAUCAUAAAAUAUAUUAGUAAUAUUCAGACUCUCCCGCUAUUUCUAUGUACAUUACAUUAUUUUCCCCCACAACAUAAACUAUGUCAAUUGAAAUAUAUACGAC